Molecule: messenger RNA, 189 nt
Organism: Cooperia oncophora
Lineage: Eukaryota; Metazoa; Nematoda; Chromadorea; Rhabditida; Trichostrongylidae
Source: the annotation of a GenBank genome assembly
AUGAUUAUGAAGACACGCGACACUCUUGUUGAAGAGUUGCAUAAGGUCGUUAUCGAAAACCAUACCUAUGAUGUGCCAGCGUUUGUAUCACUUGCUACCGAAGCGGAGUCUUUUCCUUAUGCUCAGUGGCUACUUGAACAAACAAAUAUCACCAAAUCGGAUACUGGAAAGGAUUCUGAAGGCUUGUGA